UAAAGCUCCCCCCACAGGAAAAAUGAUGAUGGUGCGUUGGUCAAUCAUUGUACCGCUGUUCCUCUUCUUCCUCAGUGUCCCUCCGGCGAUUGCACAACAGCCGCCGCCCACUGUAUGUAUUAUUGGCAGUGGUAUCGGCGGCUCCUCCUUGGCUCACUUUCUCCGGCAAUAUGCUCCUUCGUACAACGCCUCUGUCGAUUUCAACAUUCGGAUAUUCGAGCGCCACAACAUCGUCGGCGGUCGGAUGGCCACUGUCAACGUCGCCGGAGAUACAUUCGAGGCCGGAGCGUCCAUUUUGCAUCCCAAGAAUCUUCAUGCUUUGAGAUUCACUAAGCUACUCAAUCUUACCGUCAAGAAACCCUCCUCUUCCGAUUCGUUCUCUCUCGGCAUUUGGGACGGCCGUAAGUUCGUCUUCAGAACCCUCAAGAGCGGCCUCACCUCCAUGUUUCCUUAUCUGGAUAAGAUCGUGGAGCUAUGGAAUCAGGUCGUCAUGUUCAUCCGAUAUGGCUUCUCGCUUCUCAGAAUGGAGAAAUUUGUUGAGAGUGCUGUGGAAAAAUUCUCGAAGUACUACGAAGGCUUUGAAUCUAGGCCUGUCUUCGAGACUGUAAAUGAUAUGCUCAAUUGGUCUGGUUUGUACAAUCUCACCACUCGAACUUUGUAUGAGGAAUUAAUUGAUGCUCGGUUGUCUCGCUUGCUAAUACAAGAGCUUGUCACUGUUAUCACAAGAAUUAACUACGGUCAAAGUGUCUCUAUUAGUGGACUUGCUGGGGCAGUUUCGUUGGCAGGAUCAGGCGGAGGGUUGUGGGCAGUUGAAGGUGGUAACUGGCAGAUAGCUGCUAGACUAAUAAAUCAUUCAGAUAGCACAUUACAUUUGCAAGAGGAAAUCGAGUCCAUCUCUUACCUAGGUGAAUAUUAUGAGGUUAAAUCUAACAAGGGAAACAGUUAUUCCUGUGAAAUUACUGUAGUAGCUACUCCUCUAGAUGAACAGAACAUUCAGUUUACACCUCCGAUUAUAAUUCCUAAGAGAGAACUGCAGCAUACUCAUACAACAUUUGUCAGGGGCCUCUUAAAUCCUGGGUACUUCGGCUUGAAAGCUUCAUCAAAAAUUCCAAAGUUGGUGGGUACAACAGAAACUGAGGAUGUUCAAUUUUCGAGUAUUUCUGUUCUUAAGCAACAUGAUGAUAACGAUAUGACUUACAAGAUAUUCUCUCGUAAACCAAUGGAAGAUACCCUACUGGAUAAGAUCUUCAGUGUAAGAAAUGAGACCAUUCGGAUAGAUUGGGCUGCAUAUCCCCACUUCAAAGCUCCUGAAGUAUUCGCACCUUUUAUUUUGGAUGGUCGGCAUUUGUACUAUGUGAAUGCUUUUGAGAAUGCAGCCAGUACCAUGGAGACCAGUGCUGUUGCAGCUGAGAACAUUGCACGACUCGUUCUAUCCAGAUUUUUUGGAAAGGUCGGCCCCGAUUUGUUACAUCUCAACCUUAAUUCCGAUCGAGAUGCUUCGACUUUACAUGUGGAUCUUUGAAUUCCCAUUUCUCUGUUUGAGAUUGUGAUAUCAUGUAACAUGUCAUGUACAUUAUCAGGUUUUUGUUAUGGUGAAGAUAAAUAAACCCAAACUCUUGUUUUUUUUCUUCCUGUAGAAGUAUUGAACAAAUAAAAUUUAUAUCACCGUGAAGAUAUUAUACGCUUAA
Molecule: messenger RNA, 1688 nt
Organism: Cucurbita pepo subsp. pepo (vegetable marrow)
Lineage: Eukaryota; Viridiplantae; Streptophyta; Magnoliopsida; Cucurbitales; Cucurbitaceae
Gene: FCLY
Product: farnesylcysteine lyase
Biological process (GO): prenylated protein catabolic process; prenylcysteine catabolic process
Molecular function (GO): prenylcysteine oxidase activity
Source: RefSeq, a predicted model, not a curated record